AUGUCUGGUGCAGAUGUUGGCAUUGCUUUUCUCUCUGCCUUCCUUCAGGUGGCUUUUGACCGGUUGGCUUCUGCAGAAACCCUUCGCUACUUCCCAAAGAGCGGAUUGAAUAAGACUCUGGUGAAGAAGUUGGAGAACAUGCUGAUAUCCAUCAGUAGUGUCAUUGAUGAUGCUGAGUAUAAGCAGUUCGGUGAUCGAAAUGUGAGGGCCUGGCUUUUUGAGCUCAAAGAUGCUGUGUACGAUGCUGAGGAUGUCUUGGAUGAGAUUAACUAUGAAGUCCACAAACGCAAGUUGGAAGCCGAAGCGGAAACUCAAACUAGUGUUACUAGCAAGGUACGAAAAUUCUUCUCUGCUUCUGAUACUAUGUUUGACCAGGAAAUCGAAUCGAGGAUGAAACAAAUCCUUGAAAACCUUGCAUUUCUCGAGAGCAGAAAGAUUGGUCUGCAUUUGAAACAAUUUAACAAAGGUGGAGCUGAUGGAUUUGAGAGAAAGUGGCAGACUGAGACAACUUCUUUAGUGGAUGAAGCUGGAAUAUAUGGCAGGAAUGAGGACAAAGAAAUUAUAUUUCAAAGGUUGAAAAACGACAGCCACUUUUCUGUCAUUUCUAUAGUGGGUAUGGGUGGGUUGGGGAAGACCACCCUUGCUCAGCUUGUUUAUAAUGAUGAAAGGGUUAAGAGUGAAUUUGACUAUAGACUUUGGGUAUGUGUUUCAGAUGACUUUGAUGUUUUGAGGUUGUCAAAAAGAAUUUUCAAGAAAGCCACGGAAUCUAAUAAUGACAUAGAAGAUUUAGAUGCAGUUCAAAAUAAGUUGAAGGAUUUCUUCUCUAAAAAAAAGUUCCUCAUUAUUCUUGAUGAUGCUUGGUGUGAUGAUUGCAUAUCAUGGGAAAAAUUUUUAGCACCUUUCAUAUGUGGGGUUGCGGGAAGCAGAAUUCUUGUCACUUCACGCGAUGAGAAUGUCGUGUUAGCAGCUGGCUCUAAUGAAGAACAUCACCUAAAGCUAUUGUCACAUGAAGAUGGUUGGCUAUUAUUUAAAAAAUAUGCAAUUCGCAACUGUUGUCCACCAACGAAUUUUGAUCAUGAAGAAAUUGGAAGAAAGAUUGUUAAAAAGUGUAAAGGUUUGCCUUUGGCCUUGAAAACAAUUGGGAGUCUCUUGUACAGAAAAUCAUCUUGGGAGGAAUGGAACAACAUUUUGGGAAGUGAGAUAUGGGAGAUUUCUUAUAAUAAUGUUCUUCCCGCUGUGAUAUUGAGCUAUCAUUAUCUCCCUUCUCAUCUAAAGCGAUGCUUUGCUUAUUGUUCAUUAUUCCCGAAGGAUUAUGAAUUUCGCAAGGAGGAGCUGAUUCUAUUGUGGAUGGCUCAUAAUUUCUUGCAAGCCUCUCAACCAAAUAAGUCAAUUGAAGAAGUAGGCAAUGAAUACUUCCAAGAGCUUGUGUCAAGAUCUUUUUUUCAGGAGUCGUCUUCUAUAAAUGGAACAUGUUUUGUCAUGCAUGACAUUCUCAAUGAUCUGGCAAUUCAUGUAUCUGGAGAUCUUUGUUUCAAGCAAGAGGCUAAGGGGGUGGUGGAUUUUUCAGAAAAAACCCGUCACUUAUCUGUUUUGUAUCACGGAAAUGGAGAAUACAAAUGGUUUGAGAAUUUGCAAGAAAUGAAAAAAUUACGAACAUUCUUGCCUCUCAGAGAUGGGUGGGGUUUCCUGUGGACCUCGAGCAACCUAAUAUUUGAUGAAUUAUGCAAGUGCAAAUGCUUGCGAGUUUUAUCUCUGGCUUCCAAUGACACAAUUGAGGAGAUACCUGAUUCUAUAGGAAAUCUCAUACAUCUACGGUGUCUUGAUCUAUCUAACUGUAAAAUUAAGAGGCUUCCCGAGUCAAUAUGUCUUCUGUAUAACCUACAAACGUUGAAAUUGGUCAACUGCAGACUUUUGGUUGAGUUGCCUGCUGAUUUUCAUAAAUUAAAAAAUUUGCGUCAUCUAGAUUUACGAUUCACUAGCCUGAAAAUGAUCCCACCAAAAAUGGGAGGGAUGAAAAAUCUCCAAGUUCGUCUGACAUCAUUUAAAGUGGGCAAAUGUAAUGAGCUCAACAUCAAACAAUUAGGCGAACUCAAUCUUCAAGGAGAGCUUUCAAUUUAUGAGUUGCAGAAUGUAGUUCAUGGAACGGAUGCCUUACAAGCCAACUUGAAAGAAAAAAGGUACCUUGAGGAGUUACGCUUCAAAUGGAAUGAAGACACCAGUGAUGAUUCUCAGAAUGAGAGGGAUGUGCUAGAGAAGCUCCGACCCCACCAAAAUUUGAAGAAACUAUCAGUCGAGAACUAUGGUGGCACAAGGUUUCCAGAUUGGUUUGCUGAUAACACAUGGUCCAACGUAGUGGAGCUCCAGUUAAACAGUUGCAAGUAUUGUUUCGUGUUGCCAUCGUUAGGCCUUUUGCCGUCUCUCAAGUCACUAUUCAUUGAAAAGUUGGACGGCAUUGUGGCUAUUGGUGCUGAAUUUCUCGGAAGUGAUUCUUCUACUGUUCCAUUUAGAUCUCUUGAAACCUUGGAGCUCGAGGGAAUGGUGAAUUGGGAGGAAUGGGAUUGUGCGACUGCUUCAAGGGCCUUCCCAUGCCUUAAACAGCUUUGUAUAAGAAAGUGUCCAAGGCUUAAAGAGAAUUUGCCCGAACAACUUCUUUCUUUAACUAAUCUUUUUAUUCAAGAUUGCCCACAACUUGUAGCUUUGGUUCCACGAGCCCCAACAAUUCAAUGGUUGACUCUUGAAAACUGUGGAAACAUGCAUUGGGAGUUCCCAUUGAAUCAACGUCAUGACUCACUUCGUAAGAUACGUAUAGUUAACAGUUGUGGGUCGCUUGGGACCUUUGCAUUGGAUCAAUUCCCUGAACUUCAGCAUUUGUAUUUGCGUGAGUGUAAUAAUCUUGAAAGGAUUUCUAUUUCAGAUUGGUUUGCUGAUAACACAUGGUCCAACGUAGUGGAGCUCCGAUUAGAAGGUUGCAAGUAUUGUUUUGUGUUGCCAUCGUUAGGCCUUUUGCCUUCUCUCAAGUCACUACUAAUUGGAGAGUUGGAUGGCAUUGUGGCUAUUGGUGCUGAAUUUCUCGGAAGUGAUUCUUCUACUGUCCCAUUUAGAUCUCUUGAAACCUUGAAGCUCGAGGGAAUGGUGAAUUGGGAGAAAUGGGAUUGUGCCACUGCUUCAAGGGCCUUCCCAUGCCUUAAAGUGCUUCGUAUAACAGAUUGUCCAAAGCUGAAAGAGAAUUUGCCCGAACAACUUCUUUCUUUAGAUAAUCUUGUAAUUGAAGAUUGCCCACAACUUGUAGCUUUGGUUCCACGAGCCCCAACAAUUCAAUGGUUGACUCUUGAAAACUGUGGAAACAUGCAUUGGGAGUUCCCAUUGAAUCAACGUCAUGACUCACUUCGUGAGAUAAGUAUAGUUAAAAGUUGUGGGUCGCUUGGGAUCUUCGCAUUGGAUCAAUUCCCUGCACUUCAGUAUUCGCAUUUGUGUGAGUGUAAUAAUCUUGAAAGGAUUUCUAUUUCAGAGGGGCAAAACCAUGGGAAUCUUACAAGUUUAAGCAUUAAAAAGUGUCCAAAAUUCGUAUCCUUUCCGAAAAAGGGGUGUUCUGCCCCUAGGCUGGAAUAUUGCUGCUUUGAAGAUUUGGAGAAUUUGAAAUCACUACCUGAGCAUAUCAACAUUUUUGCUCCGUCUCUUAGUGAACUAAGUAUAACAGAUUGUCCACAAAUGGAAUCGUUGCCAGAGGGGGGUCUGCUAUCAAAACUGACGCAUCUUCAUAUCAACAGAUGCCCGAAACUGUUUGCAUGUCGAAUGCAAUGGGGUUUGCACGAUUAUGAUUUUCUACGUGAAUUGAGCAUCAUAGGUGACGAUGUGGUGGAGUCUCUACCUAAACCAGGACUACUCCCAACUUCUCUUACUUUUCUUCGCAUCAGCAACUGUUCCAAUCUCAGAAUGUUGGACUACAAGGCUCUUUGUCAAUCGCCCUCCCUCAAAUAUUUGAAUAUUAUGAAUUGUCCGAGACUCCAAUGCAUGCCUAAGGAGGGCCUCCCCAGUUCCCUUUCUUCCCUUCAAAUUUUUGGAGCUUGUCCAACGCUUAAACAAAGAUGCCAGAAACCAGACGGGGAAGAUUGGGAAAAGAUUGCUCACAUCCCUUUUCUUUAUAUUGAUUAG
Messenger RNA from Neltuma alba, 4152 nucleotides. RefSeq names its product putative disease resistance RPP13-like protein 1. Gene Ontology annotation, molecular function: ADP binding; protein binding. Lineage: Eukaryota; Viridiplantae; Streptophyta; Magnoliopsida; Fabales; Fabaceae. The transcript has a single exon. The record is from RefSeq and is a predicted model, not a curated record. Bases 1 to 4152 code for a protein of 1383 amino acids.